AAACUACAAAGUUGAAAGUUGAAAUACGCGCGUUUGAAAAUAUUGUAACUUAGAAAUUUUUAACACAGUGAUCGCAAAGUACGUUUUGUAACAAAAUCACUCGAAUUAUAUGUACAUUAUUACUUAUUUAAGUUACUAAUCAAGUUAAAAUGUAUAGUCAACUAAAAGUUCGGAGCUGUUAACACCAUAACAACUUAAAUACAUCUUAAUCAAUAUAACAUUAACAUUGAAUUAACAAACAUUUUUUAUUUUCAGAAAAUGAACCCCACCGUUCUAAUUGAAAGAAUAAAAAUAUUGGAAUGCCUUAAAUGCAAUUACGCUUUCGAUAACAAAAUUGAAUAUUUGAAACAUAUUUUAAUUCAUCUGAGUAGUAUUUGUUAUGUAAAGUUAAAAAGGGAGAAAAUAUUCAAGUGUGCCAAAUGCCUUAGAGUGUUUAUAUGUGAACAUGAUUACGCCCUCCACAAACUGAUUCAUGUGAAAGAAGAAGUCAGGUCACAACAAAAGGCAGAUUUAGUGUACAAUCCAAGAUACAUUAAGAGGUUUAAGUGCGAGGAAUGCGGCUUAAAGUUUGUCGAGAGAAGCACAUUGGAAGCUCAUAAAAUUUUACAUGAACCGUUCCAACACAUUUGCUUCUGCGGCAUCGGUUAUUACAAACAAAUUGAUCUGACAGCUCAUAAAAAUCUCGUUCAUCCAGAAUAUAAAGAAAUCGAGACAAACAAUAACAACAUUGAAGAUAAAAGCAAAAUGGUGACUAAAAGGAAGAUACAGUUGAAAUUGUCUAGACAUUACAAUUGUAAGCAUUGCACGGAAAGUUUUAUGGGUAAAGAAUCUUAUAACGAACAUCUCAAAACUCAUAUCGAAAUACCAUAUGAGUGUGCCACUUGCUAUGAAAGAUUUGACACACAACAGCUGCUACAUUUGCACACGGGCUUGCACACACUCUCAUGCAAUUUGUGCAACAAGACAUUCAAUAGCAGGCACAGCACAUAUUUGCACAUAAACGGCCACACUUCAGAAUUCAAAUGUGAUGUAUGCCACAAGAAUUUCAGAAGCAAGUAUUUCUUGGACAUACAUAUAAAAAUACACCAAGGCGUUUUAAAUUUCAAAUGCACUUACUGUGGUAAAGAAUGCUAUAAUAAAAGUGCUAAAACCUUGCAUGAGAGGACCCAUACGAAGGAGAAGCCAUUUGUUUGUAGGUAUUGCAAUAAACCGUUUGGUGAUCCAUCGUCCUUGCUACGACACAAACGUAUACAUACCGGUGAUAAAAUCUACAAGUGUAAUAAAUGUCCGAGAGCCUUCACAGACAUAAGCGGACUAAGAGGUCAUCAACCUUCACAUUCUAGUGUAAGGUACAAAUGCGAAAUUUGUGAGAAAUCUUUAAAAUCCAAACAUAAUUUAAAAAAUCAUUUCCUAACUGUGCAUAGCCGUUUAAGGAAAUAUGAAUGCCAUUACUGCGGUAAGAGAUUUAUAUUGAAAACAUAUUUGUCUUCUCAUAUACCGCGUAUGCACAAAAACCUCUUCCAAUAAUUAUAUAUAUACAUAUAUUAACUGAUCUCAAUGUAAAUAUUGCAUUUAGUGAAAUUAAAUAAAAGACUUAAUUUUUACCUUGUAAAAAGGUCUGUUGGCCCUUUGUAUGUUUACCUAAUAAGAGAGAUUUAUAA
This is a messenger RNA of Danaus plexippus (monarch butterfly), 1661 nucleotides long. Its product is annotated as zinc finger protein 501-like. Bases 259 to 1527 code for a protein of 422 amino acids. The transcript has 3 exons. Gene Ontology annotation, molecular function: RNA polymerase II cis-regulatory region sequence-specific DNA binding; DNA-binding transcription factor activity. NCBI's taxonomy places the organism in Eukaryota, Metazoa, Arthropoda, Insecta, Lepidoptera, Nymphalidae. The record is from RefSeq and is a predicted model, not a curated record. Gene Ontology annotation, biological process: regulation of transcription by RNA polymerase II.